AUGCAUCUUCAAGGGGUGCCUGAUGAGAUAAUGUGUAGAGCCUUCCCUAGCACCCUUAAGGGUCCGGCGCGAGUUUGGUUCAGCAAAAUACCCCCAAAUUCGGUGAGUACUUUUGAAGAGUUGAGCAAGUUGUUUGUUAACAAUUUCAUUGGGGGACAAAGACACAAGCGUUCCUCGUCCAGUCUGUUGACAAUAGAGCAGGGAGAGAACGAGAGCCUUCAGUCAUUCAUCACCCAUUUUAACAGAGAAGCCCUUAGUGUGGAUGAAGCAGAUGAUAAGCUCCUACUGGCGGCCUUCCAUAAUGGGGUGAAUUCGGAUUUGUUUAUACACAAACUCUAUGAGAAAGAGCCUCAGUCCAUGGCCGAACUCGUUCAUUCGGCUCAGAAUUUUAUGAAUGCAAUAGACGCGAUCAUUGCUAAGAAGAGGAAGAGGUCUGAAAGAAUGGACGCAAAUCCCAGUCGCCAUCACGAGCAAGGUACUCGUCCAAAGAAGGGACGGACGGAGGAAAGGAGAGACCGAGAAAGUAAGAAGCCAGGCCCUUCAGUACGGAACCAGCAAUAUACCCCUCUAAACGCUCCACUUGAGCAAGUCCUUAUGCAAAUCAAGGAUGAUCCUUCCCUGAAAUGGCCGGAGAAAAUGAAGGGGGAUCCCAACAAGCGCAAUAGGAACAAGUAUUGUCGCUUCCAUAGGGAUCAUGGUCAUGACACAGACGAGUGUUUCGAUUUAAAGUAA
Molecule: messenger RNA, 732 nt
Organism: Quercus lobata
Lineage: Eukaryota; Viridiplantae; Streptophyta; Magnoliopsida; Fagales; Fagaceae
Exons: 1
Coding region: 1-732 (243 amino acids)
Source: RefSeq, a predicted model, not a curated record